AAAUAUACUGAGAGAGUAUAUUAACCCGGAAGUAGUUAAACCUCCGAAACAAAACAUUUUGUCUGAUAAUAAAAGUAGGCGUGUUUUUACAAAUGCGCAAUGGAUUUAAGUGUUUCAAACACAUACGGUAACGGUCUUCUUUAUGCGGGAUGGAAUCAAGACCAAGGCUGCUUUGCAUGUGGAAUGGAAAAUGGGUUCAGAGUCUACAAUUCAGACCCAUUGAAAGAAAAGGAACGACAAGACUUCACUGAUGGAGGCAUUGGACAUAUUGAGAUGUUGUUCAGAUGUAACUACCUGGCAUUAGUAGGCGGUGGAAAGAACCCAAGAUACCCACCAAAUAAAGUAAUGGUGUGGGAUGACUUGAAGAAGAAGCACGUGAUAGAGCUGGAGUUUUCUAGUGAGGUCAGGAGCGUAAGACUGAGGCGAGACAGGAUUGUAGUGGUGCUGGAAUCAAUUAUCAAAGUUUACACAUUCACACAGAAUCCACAACAGCUUCAUGUGUUUGAAACCUGUCCAAAUACUAAAGGUCUUUGUGUGAUGUGUCCGAACAGUAACAACUCCCUUCUUACAUUCCCUGGGCGAAAAAUGGGCCAUGUGCAAGUUGUUGACCUUGCCAACACUGAAAAACCGCCACUUGACAUAGACGCUCAUGAGGCAACCCUGAGCUGUAUGGCCCUUAAUCUACAGGGGACCAGGCUGGCAACAUCAUCAGAAAAGGGCACUUUAAUACGAGUCUUUGAUACAAGUAAUGGACAGCAACUCCAUGAGCUGCGUAGAGGAGCCAACCAUGCUAACAUAUACUGUAUAAAUUUCAAUGUGGACUCUACAUUGCUGUGUGUAUCUAGUGACCACGGGACGGUGCAUAUAUUUUCUACAGAAGAAAACGCCAAAAAGAACAAGCAGUCCAGCCUGGCCGGUGCAGGAUUCCUACCAAAGUACUUCAGUUCCAAGUGGAGCUUCUGCAAGUUCCAGGUUCCCGGUGGAGCACACUGCAUGUGCGCCUUUGGCUCCGAUAGCAAUGCUGUGAUAGUUGUGUGUGCGGAUGGCAGCUACUACAAAUUUUUGUUCAAUCAGAAGGGAGAGUGUAACCGGGAUGUUUAUUCCCAGUUCCUUGAAAUGACGGACGAUCGAUCAUAGUUGCUGUUUGGAAGUUAUCACAACCGUGAUGCUUAACAUUUUUUAAGAUGGAAACUCUGUAACAUCAAGAUUCACAUGGACCAGCGCAUAGUAGACCAGCCCACCUAAGACUGAAGAAUAGUCUCGAAUGCUGUUGUUUUAUAUAUUUGAACUCACAAGUUUUGGAGUCUAAAACUAAGGUAUUCUUUACUAUGAAGUAUGCAUUGAUUAAUUUGGGAACGAAUCCAACAUUUAGUGACAUACACAAGACAUGUGAUUAUAAACAUUAGCUGUGAAGUGUUUAGAAAUUGAGAGUGGAUAAAUUCUAGUAAAGAGGGUUAAACAUUAGUCACUCACUAAAGUCAAUGCAGUGAUGCCUUGAUUGUUGCAUUCUCACCAUAGGGUGAUGAGCCAUUAUGCAGUAAAUCAUAGAAACUUUGACAAGAAAGCAACUUACAGAUUGGAAGCCGGGU
This is a messenger RNA of Dreissena polymorpha, 1589 nucleotides long. RefSeq names its product WD repeat domain phosphoinositide-interacting protein 3-like. The record is from RefSeq and is a predicted model, not a curated record. Bases 100 to 1137 code for a protein of 345 amino acids. Lineage: Eukaryota; Metazoa; Mollusca; Bivalvia; Myida; Dreissenidae. Gene Ontology annotation, biological process: protein lipidation; protein localization to phagophore assembly site; autophagy of mitochondrion. Gene Ontology annotation, molecular function: protein binding; phosphatidylinositol-3-phosphate binding; phosphatidylinositol-3,5-bisphosphate binding. The transcript has 9 exons. Gene Ontology annotation, cellular component: cytosol; phagophore assembly site membrane; extrinsic component of membrane.